Messenger RNA from Helicoverpa zea (corn earworm), 1347 nucleotides. Its product is annotated as alpha-1,6-mannosyl-glycoprotein 2-beta-N-acetylglucosaminyltransferase-like. Gene Ontology annotation, molecular function: alpha-1,6-mannosylglycoprotein 2-beta-N-acetylglucosaminyltransferase activity. NCBI's taxonomy places the organism in Eukaryota, Metazoa, Arthropoda, Insecta, Lepidoptera, Noctuidae. Bases 1 to 1347 code for a protein of 448 amino acids. The transcript has a single exon. Gene Ontology annotation, biological process: oligosaccharide biosynthetic process; protein N-linked glycosylation. Gene Ontology annotation, cellular component: Golgi membrane; Golgi stack. The record is from RefSeq and is a predicted model, not a curated record.
AUGAAUUUAAAAUUGCUUAUAUUCAGGGCGAGGUCUAGGGGAGUGCCGGUUUAUUGUUGUUUACUGCUAUGUGUCUACUUAGUGUUGAAAUAUUUCUACUGGAGGCCGCUGGAGACCGAGAGCGUGCCGAAGCAUCUGCGGGGAUACCUCAAGUUUGCAGAAAACUUUAAAUUUCCGAGACACAAGCUGCGUGCGGCGGAGAUCAAGCGGCUCAGCAGCCUUGUCGAGCUGCUCAACAACGAGCGCGAGGUGUUCCAGACGCGGCGGUACGGCGCGGUGCGCGGCGACACCACCACGCUGGUGGUGCAGGUGCACCGCGAUGCCGAGCGCCUGCAGACCCUCAUCGUGUCGCUCGCGCAGGUGCGCUACAUUCACACCGUGCUCGUCGUCUUCUCGCACAGCUACUACGACAACAGGAUCAAUAAGCUCGUGGCUAGCAUCACCUUCUGCAGGUACAUGCAGAUAUUUUACCCGUAUUCGCUCCAGCUGUAUCCGAACAAGUUCCCCGGCAUCGACCCCGAGGAUUGCCUCAGCGUCCAGGGCAAGAGAGACAAGUACUGCAGUAACCGCGACGGUCGCCUCACGGAACACAAGCACCAUUGGUGGUGGAAGGCUUGCUUCAUCUUUAAUAACCUGGAUUGGUCCGACAAUUUUAAGGGCACCGUUAUAUUCCUAGAAGAGGACAACUAUGUUUUGCCGGAUUUGUUGUACAUGCUUCGGUACACGACGCGUACUCUGUCUUAUCUCCAAGGAAUUCAUGUUAUGUCGUUUGGGAGGCCUUACGCGAAGUAUUUAGACUAUGACUUGCUUUCGGUGCUGGCUUGGCGACCACCUUUCGACAAUGGAUUGGCUUUCAAUAAGACUAUCUGGCAGAAAAUCAUGGCAGUGUCGUCUUAUUUUUGCAUGUACGACGAUGUCAGCUGGAGCUACUCGCUGCUGAACGCUUUCGGCAAGUUCCGCGCCGGGCGCGCCGACGUGGUGGCCACGGCCGCGCCGCGCGUGCUGUCCACCAGCAUGUUCCCCAGCGGCCGCGCGGCGGUGCGGCAGAUCAGCGCGUGGCUCGCUGAUGCCAAGUUGUUUCCUGUUAAUGUGAAGGCGGUGAUGCUGUAUGGCAGCAGCGGCAGAAUAGACUCCGGCUCCAAGCCUCCCCCGUGGGGCAAUGGCGGGUGGAGCGACAUGCGGGACCACCUGCUCUGCUUGGAUCCCCUCAUGUCCACUACCACGGCCAACUUCAACGACCUGACGGCGACCUCCGACCCGCUGACUAGCAGCACGUCAGCCGAUUAUCUAACUAUUGCUCACCACAGGGUUAAUAUGUCCGACGCUGAAAUUCGACAUUUAUUAUAA